Eriocheir sinensis (Chinese mitten crab) is the source of this 5058-nucleotide messenger RNA. RefSeq lists its product as uncharacterized. The record is from RefSeq and is a predicted model, not a curated record. The coding region runs from base 368 to 4390 and encodes 1340 amino acids. The transcript is spliced from 10 exons. NCBI's taxonomy places the organism in Eukaryota, Metazoa, Arthropoda, Malacostraca, Decapoda, Varunidae.
GUUAAGUCGAGGCUCGCGGACGGGCGCUGAACCCUCGACUAAUUGGCACUCAAGUUACGCAAACCCAAUUCUGUUCCGUUGAUUAUGUAAGCGAGGGAGCGGAAAACCUUGUUGCCAGAUACCUAUUACUACUGCUAAGGGAAGCGAACUACUACUACUACUACUACUACUACUACUACUACUAUUACUACUACUACUACUGGUGCUAUUGGUUUUACUGCAACUUAGGAAGGCGAGGAGUUUCAACUAGCCAAGAGGAAGAAGAAGAAGAAGAAGGGAAGAAGAAGAAGAAGAAGGUGAAGAGAAAGAACGAGGAGUUCGAAAUCACACCUUCGUCGCCUUCGUCAGCCUCACGCCGAAGCUCACAAUGGCGAUGCUGGUAGGCGAGGCACGGCGACUCCAAGACACUCACCCUUACACCGUCUUCCACCACCUGGCUCACCGCGCCCCCACGCAGGACAAGACGGCUCUCCUCCACGACGCCACCGCCACCACCUACCACCAGCUGGGGCAGAUGGUAGACUCCCUCUCCUUAUGGCUGACGGAGAACCUGGAGCACAUUGUGAAAAGGGGUGAACGGGGCGGCGAGGGUGGUAGUGGUGGUGGUAAGUGCGCUGCUCAAGUCUCCUGCGAUAGUGAUGGUGGUGGUCAAAAAUCAUAUCCCACCGCUGCCACCAGUGUAGUGAAUCCCGCCGCCUCCACCACCAUCGUAGCUCUUUGUCUCCCGCGCUCCCCCGUCCUCGUGGCGCUCAUCCUGGCCAUCUGGAAGCGAGGCUGGGCUUACGUUCCCUUAGACCCCGCCGUCCCAGCGCUAAGGACCUCGUAUGUGAUCAAAGACUCCCGCCCAGCUUGUAUUAUUACGGACACGCAGACUAAAAUCAGAAUCAAGGGUCUGGAGACUGACUACGCCCUCGCCACGGCCAUUGCGUCCGCCGAGCAGCCGCCUGAGUCCAGCUACGUCAUCAGUGAGAGGAUCUUGGACAUCACAGGCUGGGAGAGCUCCACGACGUUCCCUCACGCCAGGAAUGGAGGCAUGGACGACGUGGGGGAGGAAGGAGAAACAGACGCUGUGCAGAACAAGAGUAGUUCAGUGAAGGAUAGCUGUGUGUGUGGCGUGGAGGCCGUGUGCCCAUCGGACGGCUUGGCCUGCGUCCUCUAUACAUCCGGCAGCACGGGAGACCCCAAGGGCGUGAGGCUGACCGUGGAGAACGUCAUGAACCGCCUCUCGUGGCAGUGGGAGGCGCUGCCCUUCGCGGAGGACGACGUGUGCCUCAUGUCCAAGUCCCUGACCUUCGUGGACUCCCUGACGGAGGCGAUGGUGCCGCUGCUGGGGGGCACGCCGCUGGUGGUGGUGAAGGAGGACGCCAUCAACCCGGAGCUCCUUAUCAGGUACGUGUGUCAGUACGGCGUGACGCGGGUGGUGGCCGUGCCGUCCCUGCUGAAGCUGCUGCUGCUGUACCUCAACACAACCAAGGAGGCGACCCGCGUCUUGCUGCAGCAGGUGCGGGUGUGGCUGACCAGCGGCGAGCCUCUCCCGGGCUGGCUGGCCAACGACUUCCACGCGACCUUCCCCGGCAGGCGCCUCCUCAACCUCUACGGCAGCACGGAGAUCACCGGCGACGUGACCUGGUGCCCCGUGCAGGAGGCCAACUGGAAGCCCGGCGUGAGGGUGCCGGUGGGGGCGCCGCUCCACAACACGGCCGUCCUGGUGCUGCGGGGAGAGGGUGCCGCGGGGACACGAACCCUGGCCGACGUGGACCAGGUCGGCGAGGUGGCGGUGCUGGGCAGGAACGUGUCGCCAGGGUAUUUGAAGGGCUAUGUCACCUCCUCCUCCUCCUCCUCCUCCUCCUCCUCUCCGUUCCGCCCCCUCUCCUCUAUCGUGAUCAAGGACGAGAAGAAGAAGAAAAUCCUACACGACUACCUCACUAAAGUCCACGACCUCGCGCGCCCGUCCCAGCCGCCCCAGACGACCCCAACCUCCGUCAGUAGCAACGAGGCGGAGCGAAAGCCACAAGCAUCAGCCGGCCCUCCCCCAGGCUCCACCCAGCACCCUACACCCUCCCCCAAACCAACAUCCACCCCGCCCACGCCUCCCCCACGAGUUAAAAUGGGCACGGCGCUAUCCCACUCACAGGGGAGAACAUCCACCCCGCCCCCAGUGCCCCCGAGAACGUCCCCAAGGAUUCCUCCACGCCGCAUGUCCACCACGCCUUCGUCACCCGCUAAAACGAUGAAGGCAGUGGAGAACGAGGAGGCGAAGAAGGGAACACAGCUGAAGAAGGAAGACAUGAAGCCGAAACCGAAUCAGAACGAAGUCAGAAAGGAAGACGAAGACGCGAAGAAGAAGGAGAACGAGAGAGGAACGAAACUAGGAGAACAAAAGGACGUCAAAGAGAACGAGGGGGGAACGAAACCAGAAACCAAGAAUGAAGAAGCACAAGAGAACGGAAAUGAACCGGAGAAACCCAAACUAAAUAACACAAGUGAAACCAAGAUGACGGAAGGGGUCAAAAAGAGAGACGAGGCAACUAAGAGAACCGAAGAAGGGGAGGAAAGGAAAGGGAGAGAGGAGGAGAGUCAGCCCCUGGAGGAGACAUUAGUGUACCUGACGGGGGAUCUGGGAAGGGUGUGCGGGGGGCAGGUGGUGUUAGAGGGCCGUAGAGAUUCACAGGUAAAGGUGAGGGGCGUGAGAGUACACCUGGCUGAGCUACAAGACGCCCUUCACUGCUCGGGCUAUGUCUCCAACCAGUGCGUUUUAGCAACAGGCGGAGGAGGAGGAGGAGGAGGAGGAGGAACCACAACCACCACAACCACCACAACCACGGAACCAGACGGCGAUGACGAAGACCAGAUCCUAGUCGCCUUCGUCGUCCUCAAACCCGAGUAUACCGACCAGGAUACAUCAGCCACGGAGGACAUCACCCGCUGCCUCGCCCUCUACCUCCCCCAAGCCGUGGUUCCGAGGGUGGUGGUGCUGGACGCCCUCCCUCACCUGGCCAGUGGAAAGGUGGACCGCCAGGGGCUUCUCAGGAUAUACCGAAGAAGGGUGGUCCAGCAUCGAGGCUCUCAGGACGGCUACCUCAUACUUAGGAAGGAGGAGCCCAUUGAGUCCCGUGUGCUAAGGAUCAUCUGCGGGGCCCUCGGGGUGAGCCGCUCCCAGGACGUCUUGCAGAAGAACUUUUUCGACCUGGGCGGCAGCAGCAUCACCUCCGUGGGCGUGGUGGUGCGGCUGCGGGAGCUGGGGCUGGAUUUGACCCUUGAGAGCUUCCUGAAGGCGGCGACGAUUGGCGACGUGGUGAACGAUAUCCUGAAGGCAAAAACAAUGGCCGAAGUGAUGAACCUCUUCUGCUCGCCCUGCCCCGCCCCGGCCUCCACCAGCCCCACACAGCUCUCCGGCAGAAGGGGCAGCAGGAGAGCCGAGGAGAUCACCCUAGGAGGCGGCGUGGUCGGGGGGGGAGGAGGAGGCGGUGGCGGAGGAAGAGACAUGGAGGAGGAGGAGGAGGAGGAAGAAGACCCCGUGGCUGAUUUGGGUAUCCCCGCACUACACCCCGACCUCCCCGUCUCCUGCAGAAGUAGCCCGCACGCCCUGCCAGCGGGGAAGACGAAGGGGAUACGGCUGGCGCAGUUACACACACUCCCCGUCUCUCAGGGUGUGGACAAGGCAACAGUUAUCGAGAUGGUCGCGGAGAGCUUCGCCGCCAGGAACCCUCUGGACGUGGCCGCGGGGGUGACGAGGGCCGCCCACAGGGUCCUGCUGGGUAACCUGUGGCCCUGCCUGGUGCAUGAUGACCUCAGCUUCGUGGUAAAGGACCCGAAGCGAGGGAUCCUUGGAGUGGCCAUCAACACUGACCUCUUCAAUGAGCCACAGGUCGAGGUCCCAGCCAGCAUGGAGGUGGUCGCCAGUCUCCACGCCCCGCUAGAGGAGGAGGCCCGUCACUACCUUCGCCAGGAGACCACCUUCGCCUCAGCCUCCCCCUCCAACGCGGGCAGCAGGCGGAACAGCACGGUGGGGGGGACGAGGCGGAACAGCGGCGGCGGGAGUAGGCGAAACAGCAGCGCCAGCCAGGCCCCGCGUGGAGGGUGCCUGGGAGCAACCCCUCGAUGGCUCCACAACCUCUUCCUCGCCACCAGCAGCUGUCUCUCCCCGCAGGACAAUGUGAGGCUGUCGCUGCACUUGGAGAAGGAGGUCGUGAAGUUGGCGAAGAACAGGCUGUACCACGGAGUCUUCACAGUCAACUCCAACCCUCUCAACCAGCUGCUGUGCGAGACCUUCCUUGGCUACGAGCGGACUGGUGCCGUGCGUGUCAACUCCUUCGUGCACCAUGGCCGCCGCCCCUUCGCCUCCCUCCCCCACCACCUCCUGCUCGUGGCCAUGACCAAGGCACUCUAGGCCCCCACUAUGACCCUAUCACAUGACCUCUGAUGACCACGGCACACUAGGUCACCUGCACCCCUUAAACCCCCCUGCCCCCUUUCCAUCACGACUUUUGUUGACCUCCUUGUGGCCUAAAACCCCCAAUUCCUAGUGAAUGUCAUGGCCCACAGUAACUUUUAUUUGACCUGGUGACCUAUAGUUACCUUUAAUUCUUGACCUCCAUGACCCUCUGUAUGUUGAGUACCCUCCAUUGCCCUCUGAUGACCUCUAAUGUCCUAAGAUGACCUCUACAGUGUACCCAGAUGACCCACACACAAGCCUACGCCAACUCUGUAAAUGUUCAUGACCCUCAGUGACCUGUGCUGACCCUGGUGUUGUUCUGUGCCUCUUGUGUGACCUCCACUACUCUUGGUUUGCUCUGUGACCUCUCCCAAGAGUCUUAAUGAUUAAAAAAUGUCUUAACGAUAGAACGGCUUGCUUCCCUUGUGAGGUGGAGGCCUGGCUUGCUACAGCAGGGCUCCAAGCACCCGUCAGUUGUGGGGCAGCAGUGUACAGGCGUGUGCUUGGAGAGCCAUCGCGUUCAGUAAGCACCACCAGGAAGCCAUGCAUUGGUCAGAAGUCAGACUUAACCCUAAUGUGCUAUAAUUUUACAACACAAUCAGUAGUCACUGGCGUUGGGUUUG